Pygocentrus nattereri (red-bellied piranha) is the source of this 897-nucleotide messenger RNA. Its product is annotated as repetitive proline-rich cell wall protein-like. Gene Ontology annotation, biological process: chromosome condensation. Lineage: Eukaryota; Metazoa; Chordata; Actinopteri; Characiformes; Serrasalmidae. Gene Ontology annotation, molecular function: DNA binding; structural constituent of chromatin. The record is from RefSeq and is a predicted model, not a curated record. Bases 1 to 897 code for a protein of 298 amino acids. The transcript has 2 exons.
AUGCACUCGGAGGAAACCGCCAACCGCCAGAUCUGCUACGUCAGCAAACAGAUGCCUGCGCUGACCAGCAUUGCGUUGGAUGAUGGGGGAGAAGGUGGGCCAACCUACCCACCCAGAGAGUGGGAGUUUUGUCACAGACCGGUAUCCGGCAAACCGCUGUCCCACAAACCGCUAUCCUACAAACCGCUGUCCCACAAACCGCUAUCCUACAAACCGCUGUCCCACAAACCGCUAUCCUACAAACCGCUGUCCCACAAACCAGUAUCCCACAAACCAAUGUCCCACAAACCGGUAUCUGGCAAACCGGUAUCCCACAAACUGAUGUCCCACAAACCGGUAUCCUACAAACCGCUGUCCCACAAACCGCUAUCCUACAAACCGCUGUCCCACAAACCAGUAUCCCACAAACCAAUGUCCCACAAACCGGUAUCUGGCAAACCGGUAUCCCACAAACUGAUGUCCCACAAACCGGUAUCCUACAAACCGCUGUCCCACAAACCGCUGUCCCACAAACCAGUAUCCCACAAACUGAUGUCCCACAAACCGGUAUCCUACAAACCGCUGUCCCACAAACCGCUAUCCUACAAACCGCUGUCCCACAAACCGGUAUCCCACAAACUGAUGUCCCACAAACCGGUAUCCUACAAACCGCUGUCCCACAAACCGCUAUCCUACAAACCGCUGUCCCACAAACCGGUAUCCCACAAACCGAUGUCCCACAAACCGGUAUCCCACAAACCGGUAUCCCACAAACCGAUGUCCCACAAACCGGUAUCCCACAAACCGGUAUCCCACAAACCGAUGUCCCACAAACCGGUAUCCCGCAAACUGAUGUUCCACAAACCGCAGACCAAAAAGAGCAGAGACCAUGCUAGUAUUAACCUGCUUAGCUGGUAG